This is a messenger RNA of Lotus japonicus, 798 nucleotides long. RefSeq lists its product as uncharacterized. The coding region runs from base 88 to 672 and encodes 194 amino acids. Lineage: Eukaryota; Viridiplantae; Streptophyta; Magnoliopsida; Fabales; Fabaceae. Gene Ontology annotation, molecular function: zinc ion binding. The transcript is spliced from 3 exons. The record is from RefSeq and is a predicted model, not a curated record.
UAGGCUUCUUUUCACUGGGUUUUGAGGUGGGAGUGAGAGUUCAGUCUACAGAAGAUUUUAUAAGAAAUCAUCAUCAUCAUCAUCAAUAUGGUGGUGGGUACGGCGAAUAUUCCAUCAUGGUUACAAGCUUUGCUUGAUGCUUUCAGAAUAAGAGAGCCAUUGGCACAUUCUCCCAACUGCACUUGGAGCAAGAAAUUCUUUACCGUCUUCUGCAUUGACUGCUUGAAAUUAGUUUGCAAGUUCUGUCAACACCACCAGCAUAAAGAACACCAAGUACUUCCAUUGUACCAAGCAUCAGGUCAAGAUGGUUUCAAGGUGAACGAGCUGUGCAAGCUGAUAGAUAUUGAGGAUAUACAACUAUAUACAAUCAAUGCAAUGCAAAUAGUUUAUGUCAACAAGAGAAAUAAUAAGGAUUCUAAGUCCCGUAAUAACAAAACUGGCAAAGAAGAUGCCCCCAAGUGUGAAGUAUGUGGCUGGGAACUCAUAAAAGUUGGUAACAAGUUCUGUUCAAUUGAAUGCAAAGCUGCGAGUGGCCGAAAUCUCUCCUUGAAAUCUGAUCAGUCUGUUUAUCAAGUUAAUUCAGUUUCUGUUGAUCAAGUUUCUGAUGAUCUAGUUGAAUCAUGUAGGAAAAGGCAAAGAAAAGGGAUGCCCACAAGAGCUCCUUUCUUUUAGAUAAUUCUUCUUUUUUGGGAUGUUAUUUUAGUUGGUUUUGGUACAUAUUACAUUUUUCUAAGGAAGUGCUUUAAUGGUUAGAAAUAUUCCUUUUUCAUUUUUAUGAAUAUCUAUAUGACUUGAAAA